AUGCCAGUUGCAUAUGCCUCGAGAUUUCUAACAUCGGCUGAGACUAGAUAUGCUCAGAUAGAAAAAGAACUUUUGGCAGUCGUGUUCGGGUGCAAUCGUUUCUAUCAGUAUAUCUAUGGCAAGCAAAUUAUUGUUGAAUCAGAUCAUCAGCCUCUCGAAGCCAUUAUGAAGAAACCACUGGAUAAAUCGCCAAUCCGUUUGCAAAGAAUGCUGCUGAAUCUACAAAGUUAUGAUGUUGAGAUAAAAUACAAACCUGGCAAGGAACUAUAUUUAGCUGAUACGCUGUCGAGAGCCCAUCUAUCUAAUUGCAAAUCCGAAGAAGAAACACUGGAUUUGGAGUAUCAAGCAAUUUCCAUGAUUUCAUCACUAGCUGUAUCGGAUGACAAGUUAAGGGAGAUUAAGGAAGAAACGAAGAAAGAUGGGACAAUGCAAGCACUAGUAAAAUUUAUCAAUGAAGGCUGGCCAAGCCACAAAGAUCGUCUCCCAAAGUCAUUACAACCACUAUGGAACUACAGAGAAGAGCUGACGGAAAUCGAAGGCGUGGUAUUCAAGAGGGAUAAAAUUUUCAUUCCACCCUCGCUACGAGAAAAUGUUCUGAAGAAGAUUCAUCAAAGUCACAUGGGUAUUGAGAGAAGUAAACAACGUGCUCGUGAAUUAGUUUUUUGGCCAGGCAUAAACAAAGAGAUCGAGUCAGUCGUCAAGAAUUGUUCUGUCUGUGCCGAGUACAGAUGCAGCAAUCAGAAAGAGCCAAUGUUUCCGCACGAAAUUCCCAAAUAUCCGUGGCAGAUCGUAGCAACUGAUAUGUUUUUCUGGAACGGUGAUGAUUAUCUACUGGUUGUUGACUAUUACAGCAGAUUCUGGGAGAUGUUCAAGGUCUCAAACACAAAAAGCUCCACAAUAAUUGCCAAGAUGAAAACCCUUUUCGCAAGACAUGGGGUUCCAGAAGUAGUUAAAUCCGAUAAUGGUCCACAGUAUUCAUCUGGGGAGUUCACCGAAUUCGCCAAAACGUGGGGUUUUAGACAUGUAACUUCGAGUCCUUUGUAUCCACAGUCGAACGGCCUAGCGGAAAGAACUGUUCGAACAGCGAAGUCAAUUCUAACGAAAGCUCGAAGAGAUCAUCAGGAUCCAAAUUUAGCUAUAUUAGAACAUCGAAAUACGCCGAUCAACGACGUUGGAUCACCAGCGAGAUUGAGUAUGGGAAGAAGACUUCGGUCAAGUAUGCCAUCCUCAACUGAUCAGCUCCUUCCAAAGACGGUGAAUCCAGCAAUAGUCCAGACGAGGCUCAAACAAAAGCAAGCGCAACAGAAAAAAUACUAUGACAGAUCAUCGAGACCCUUGGAAUAUUUAUCUGAAGGCGAUGAUGUUUACGUUCAGCACGAGGGUAGAUGGAAACCUGCUAUUAUCACAAGCAAAGCGGGAACUCCAAGAAGUUUCAAUAUUAUGACAGAAGAUGGUGCCCAAUAUCGAAGAAACAGAAUACAUCUGAGGAAAGCUUAUGAUCGAGUUUCGCAGUCCUCGUCUCCUGAGAAGUCAACCGAAAUUCCAUCGAAAGAAGAAAUCAAGGUUAACUCUCCGAUUACAAAUGAACAAUUACAGUAUCAAGAAACAAGAGAAGUCAACAAAGAAACCCUUAGUUCUACCGGUGAGACAGCAUCGCCAGUAAAAACAAGAUCAGGACGGAUGAUAAGGAAGCCAACUCGGUAUAACGACUAUGUUUAA
Paramuricea clavata is the source of this 1719-nucleotide messenger RNA. The record is from the annotation of a GenBank genome assembly. Lineage: Eukaryota; Metazoa; Cnidaria; Anthozoa; Malacalcyonacea; Plexauridae.